CGUCUGAGUGUGGUUCUUAAGAGAAUUAAAGCUGAGUCUGGUUUCUGCCGUUGCCCCGAGGUUCUCUUCGCCGCCUGUGAGCUGGGAGUCUUUGACCUUCUGGCCGAGGUCCCGGAGGCCCUGGGCUUGGCUGCAGUGGCUGCACGUCUGGGCGUCAGCUCCCGGGGGACAGAGCUACUGCUGGAUGCCUGUGUGUCCCUGAAGCUGCUUCAAGUGGAAGUGAGGAGAGAAAAAGCUGUGUAUGAAAACACAGAGCUUGCCAGCACCUGCCUGGCCAGAGCCAGCCCCAAGGCCCAGCAGGACAUGCUGCUGUACGCGUCCAGGACCACCUACCUGGGCUGGGGCCAGCUGGCCGCGGCUGUCAGAGACAGGAGGAACCAGUACCUGAAGGCCUUUGGGGUUCCCUCCGAGGAGCUCUUCACUGCCAUCUACAGGAGACCCCGCAUCUCCCUCCUGACCCAGUACUGCCUUCCCAUAGAGGAGGGACGGAAAGCACGGGUCGCCCUUCGGAUGCCCUGGCACGAGAGGACACAGUCAGGUGGUUCCGGGGCUGUGGCCAAGGCGUGCAUGUCUCUGUACCCGGGGUCUCAGAUCACCGUGUUUGACAUCCCGGACGCGGUCCAGAUGGCAAACAGGCACUUCUCAUUCCCGGAGGAUGAACGGAUCGGCCUCUGUGAAGGAGAUUUCUUUAAAGACUGCCUUCCAGAGCCGGGUCUGGGCAUCCUGGCCAGGGUCCCGCAUGACUGGACGGAUGAGAAGUGUUCACACCUGCUGGUGAGAACCUAUCAAGCCUGCAAGACAGAUACGUGGUAGGGCUGGGUGUCGCUGUGCUGUCAACUCGGGGCAGGGUUGGCAGACUCUCCUUGGGGUGCCGGGGACUGAGUUCAUGUCACAGGUAAGGGGAGUCGUCCAACCAAAUGGCUCUCCUUCCACAUCAGUAAUUAAAACCGACAAAAAAAUGGCAUUGAUAACCAUCCUGCCGCGCAUCCCAACGAAAGAUGGAGGUCUCCGCUGUGCGCGAUGGGGACAGUAUCCUGUGAGGUCACGAUGCUGAGGGCCCACGAGGGCGUGGGCACAGCCUCUGUGUGUCACGAGGUCACAGUCACAGCCGACCGCUGAAGGUUUCCUUGCUUUCGGGACAUCACCAUGUCUCAGGCUUUUGAAUUGCUUCUCCCUCUCCAGAAUCGUCUAUUUUCCCCAGAAACUGUGGUUCUGCUAGUGGGGAAUCAUUUUCAGAGGCGGAGUUGCCAUUGCUGGGAGGGCAGUGUUUCUAGACUGGAGAGAGCUAGGAAAUGGAUUGAACACGCUGAAUUAUUUACAUUUCCAU
Molecule: messenger RNA, 1327 nt
Organism: Delphinapterus leucas (beluga whale)
Lineage: Eukaryota; Metazoa; Chordata; Mammalia; Artiodactyla; Monodontidae
Source: RefSeq, a predicted model, not a curated record